AUGGCGGAGUGCAACCGGGAACCGGAAAUGAGCAGGGUGUUUGAGGCGAGCCUUCUUUCUCUACCUCUAUUAUCCCCAGGGCAUCCGGCAGCCCUUUUCCGCGUCUCUCCCAAAAAAGAAGUUCUCCUGCUGGCUUUCCUUGGCGAGGAGUUGGGGGAGAGAAAAGGCACAACGUUGAUGGGGGGCUGGUAACAUUCAAGGAGGUAGUAGUGAAUAUCACUGACAGGGAGUUGACCCUGCUGGAUCCAUACUAAAGGGCUCUGUACAAAGAAGUUAUGCUGAAGAAUAAUGCAACAUGGACUCCCUAGGUGUUGAAAAAGACCACGAGGGAUAUGAACUAUGUGGUUUGUGCCAGAAGAGACUUCAGGGAUCAAGAUGGAUCAAGGAGGCAGGAGAUAAAUCAAAGGGACUUCCGUGGCAUUCCAGCCCAGCAAUCGUAUUGGAAAAGCAAGGAAAGGAAUAAGUGCUCUGUUCAUACAGGGACCCUCAGUUGUAAAUUAAGCUUUAAAAUAUAUUGCAGAAUUCACACAACACCGAAAACAGGUAAGUGCUUACAAUAUGGAAAGAGCUUCACUCAAAGCACACACCGUACUUGGCAUAAAAGAGUCCACAGCAGAAAAUGCUAGGAAUCAGGAUGGAUCAAAGACACAGAAUGGAAACCAGGCAAAGAAUUGGAAGAACAAAUCCGAUGCUUGUCAGGGUGUGGACUUCCAUGUCAUUCCAGCUGAACAAGAUAAAAAGGCUGUAAAGAGGAAGAAUGAGUGCCAUGUAUGUGCAAAGACCUUCAGUAGUCAGUCUGUACUUAAGAGGCACCAAAGUAUCCACACAAGAAAGAGACCAUAUAAACUCGGAGAUUGUGGUGAGAGCUUUGAUCAAAUAUCGGAUCUUAUUAGACAUCAAAUAAUUAAUACAGCAGGGGAACCAUAUACAUGUGUGGAAUGUGGAAAGAGCUUCACUAAGAAAAGAAAUCUUAAUAAUCAUCAAAGAAUCCACACUGGAGAGAAACCAUAUGUAUGUUUGGAAUGUGGAAAGAGCUUCACUAACAAAAGAAGUCUUAAUUAUCAUCAAAGAAGCCACACUGGAGAGAAACCAUAUGUAUGUUUGGAAUGUGGAAAGAGCUUCACUAACAAGAGAAGUCUUAAUAAUCAUCAAAGAAUCCACACUGGAGAGAAACCAUAUGUAUGUUUGGAAUGUGGAAAGAGCUUCAGUUGGAAGGAUACAUUUGACAGGCAUCAAUUAGGUCACACAGGGGAGAAACCAUAUAAAUGUUUGGAGUGUGGAAACAGUUUCAGUCUUCACCGGAGACUCACUUCACACCAAAGAAUCCACACGGGGGAGAAACCGUAUAAAUGCUUGGAAUGUGGGAAAAACUUCAGUCACAACACAAGCCUUGCUUCACACCAAAGAAUCCACACAGGGAAGAAGCCAUAUAAAUGCUUGGAAUGUGGAAAGAGCUUCAGUCACAGUGCAAGCCUUACUGUACACCAGAGACUCCACACAGGGGAUAAGCCAUAUAAAUGCUUGGAGUGUGGAAGAUGCUUUAGUCAGCGCCCACACCUUAUUUCACAUAAAAGAACUCACACAGGAGAUAAACCAUUUAAAUGUCUAGAAUGUGGAAGAUGCUUUAGUCAGAACCCACACCUUACUUCGCAUAAAAGAAUUCAUUCAGGAGAUAAACCUUAUAAAUGCUUGGAAUGUGGAAAAAGCUUUGGUCAUACAUCAAGUCUCACUUCACACAAAAGAGUCCACACAGGAGAGAAACCAUAUAAAUGCUUGGAGUGUGGAAAGUGCUUCAGUCAGAACUCACCCCUUAGGAUACACGAAAGACUCCACACAGGGAAUAAACCAUAUAAAUGCUUGGAGUGUGGAAAGAGUUUCAAUGACAAGGGAAAACUGAUUUUGCAUCAAAGAAUUCACACAGGUGAGAAACCAUAUACAUGCCUAGAAUGUGCAAAAACCUUCAGUCAUAGCUCAGCCCUUACUAUCCACGAAAGAAUUCACACAGGAGAAAAGCCUUUUAAAUGUUUGGAGUGUGGAAAAACCUUCACUGUGGGCUCACAGCUUACUUCACAUCAAAAAAUCCACACAGGAGAGAAACCAUAUGAAUGCUUCAAAUGUGGAAAGAGAUUCAGUCAUACCACAAACCUCACUUCACACCAAAGAAUCCACACAGGGGAGAAACCAUAUAAAUGCCUGGAGUGUGGAAAAAGUUUUAGUCAUACCUCAGGUCUCACUUCACACAAAAGAAUCCACACUGGAGAGAAACCAUAUAAAUGCUUAGUGUGUGGAAAGAGCUUCAGUCAGAGCUCACAUCUUACUUCCCAUAAGAGAGUCCACACAGGAGAUAAACCAUUUAAAUGUUUGGAGUGUGAAAAAAGCUUUAGCCAAAGCUCACAUCUUAAUCUUCAUAAGAGAACCCAUACUGGAGAGAAACCCUAUAAAUGCUUAGAGUGUGGAAAGAGCUUCAGUGUAAGCACAUACCUUACUUCACAUCAAAGAACGCACACGGGAGAGAAACCAUGGAAAUGCUUUGAGUGUGGAAAGCGCUUCAGUCAGAGCUCAGCCCUUACUAUACAUGAAAGAAUUCACACAGGGAAGAAACCAUAUAAAUGUUUGGAAUGUGGAAAGAGCUUCAAUAGUAGCCCACAGCUUAUUUCACACCAGAGAAUUCACACAGGGGUGAAACCAUAUAAAUGCCUGGAGUGUGGAAAGUGCUUCAGGUGGCUUACAUACUUAUCAAUGCACCAGAGAAUCCACACGGGGAUAAAACCAUUUAAAUGCCUGGAGUGUGGGAAGAACUUCAGGUGGUCUGCACAUUUCUCCUCUCAUCAAAGAAGGCACAAUGUGGAGACAGCAUAAAAUCCUCAGACUAUGUUAAAAGCUUUUGUUGUACAUCAAAUUUUCCUAGACAUUAAAGAAUCCACUGAGAGGAGAAACCUUAUCAAUGGCAAGUUAGGAAGGAACUUUAGAGAUUGUUCAUACUGUAACAGCAGAACUCACUUACUGAGCACUACAAGCCUUCCUCUAUCUGUUGCAAACCUCGCAUGAUAAACCUUGCAUCAUUUAUGCUGCUGCUGUUAUAGGUUGUUAUAAUAGUUGCAUAAAUGAAGCACAAAAUCUUCUGAACGCCAAGAUGAUUUAAUUAGUAGAACUAGAUUUUGGGUAUAGCACUACUAAAGAAUGGACAUAUUAUAGAUGAGCUAAGGAGUAUAUAGAUGCACACAAAUUUGUUAAAAACUAGAUUUUAUUUAUUGGUCAUAGGAAUACAAACGCCAGUGAUAUUUAUCCAUAUUCUUAUCUUCAUGUUUGUAAAAUUGAGCAUGCAUUGUAAUAAUCUUUUAAACAUAGGAAGUUGCCUUAUGUAGAACGCAGGCACUGGUCCAGCUAACACAGUAUUAUCUAUGCUGACUGGCAGCGGAUUUGUACUGCCCCUUCUAUUCCAGUGUUGUGAAAGUUGUUAAAAACUGUCCUGUCUCCUAGACUUUUGGGAGAUUAUAAAUUUUGUGUGUGUGCGCGUGUGUGUGUGCUGAGUCCCCUGUCCCUCCUGCUUUUGGUCGUCCCUGUUGGUUGUUUCUUUUUCUUAUUGUCACUGACUUCCCCUCUGGUUGAUGCAUUUUUGGAACUAUGUUUUUGUGAUGUUUAUUGUAUUAUGAACCGCCUUGGGUUCCAAGGGAGCAAGAUGGUCGACAAAUAUAAAAAUAAAUAAAAAUUUGAUUUCUGCCUCUGG
Messenger RNA from Hemicordylus capensis (graceful crag lizard), 3727 nucleotides. RefSeq names its product zinc finger protein 271-like. Lineage: Eukaryota; Metazoa; Chordata; Lepidosauria; Squamata; Cordylidae. The record is from RefSeq and is a predicted model, not a curated record. Gene Ontology annotation, molecular function: DNA-binding transcription factor activity, RNA polymerase II-specific; RNA polymerase II cis-regulatory region sequence-specific DNA binding. Gene Ontology annotation, biological process: regulation of transcription by RNA polymerase II. Bases 559 to 2859 code for a protein of 766 amino acids. The transcript has 4 exons.